Molecule: messenger RNA, 336 nt
Organism: Seminavis robusta
Lineage: Eukaryota; Bacillariophyta; Bacillariophyceae; Naviculales; Naviculaceae
Source: the annotation of a GenBank genome assembly
AUGGCACCACCGAUAACUCUCGCAUCUCUUCCUGCUUCUCCUUCUCCCAACCACGCAGCGCAAUUGAGAUCACAGCCAACUGAAACGAAGAGACUUUUCAUCCCGCUAACAUUGGCAUGGCUUUCGUCUCUAUCUCUCUACGUCGGAAGAAACCGGAAACUGAAACAAAAAACAGAAGGGCAAGGGAAACCCAAAGCUUUCAUUGGUGCGUUGGUGUUUGACGUGAUGCCAGCUAACCGUGCACCAGAUGGAUCUUCUGUAAUCGAAAUGUCCACCCCCCAGCCUCCAAGUAAACCUAUCUGUGACGACAACAUCGCUCUACUAGUAGCUAGCUAG